Molecule: messenger RNA, 1428 nt
Organism: Penicillium cinerascens
Lineage: Eukaryota; Fungi; Ascomycota; Eurotiomycetes; Eurotiales; Aspergillaceae
Product: haloacid dehalogenase-like hydrolase
Exons: 2
Coding region: 1-1428 (475 amino acids)
Biological process (GO): glycerophospholipid biosynthetic process
Cellular component (GO): mitochondrion
Source: RefSeq, a predicted model, not a curated record
AUGCCUCGCUUUGAAGAUGCUGACUUCGCCGUCGAUGCCGCGCCCCGGGACCCCCGUCCCAGCGAUGCCCAGGCUGCUAUCUCCCCUCGCGACCAUAUUGGACGGGGCCAUAUCAUCCCCGCCGAGGGCGGCGGCACCGUUGAGGUUCCUGCCUCGCGCAGCUCGUUGAGCCACACCUCUGCUAUGAUGCACCAUUUGAGUCUCCAGCCCUCCAUGCGGGACCGCCGGGGCUCCCGUAACUCCUUCGGCACAUCUCUGCCCAUUCCCCGGUCUCCGCGCAUGUCCCGCCUGUCCCGUACCAGACCCAGUGUCGUUCGUCGGGAUAUCCUGGCUGGUCAGGUUCAGUCCCUGCAGCAGGAUCUGGUCGACAAGGUGAAGAACAUGGCUUUCGCCUUCGACAUUGACGGUGUGCUGGCACACGGCAAUGAGGCCAUUGAGGAGGCCAAGGUUGCUCUCCGCAUUCUCAACGGUGACAACGAGCUUGGCAUCCAAUUCCCCUAUAUCCUUCUGACCAACGGUGGUGGUAAGACCGAGGAGGCUCGCUGUGCGCAGUUGACCGAGGUCCUGGGCCACCCCAUCUCCACCGACCAAUUCAUUCAGUCCCACACUCCCAUGCAGGCUCUGUCUGAGUACUACGACAACGUGCUGGUUCUCGGUGGUGAGGGCUACAAGAUCCGUGAGGUUGCUGAGCAAUACGGUUUCAAGAACGUCGUCCACCCCAAGGACAUCGUCGCCUGGGAUCCUACCAUCUCGCCCUGCCGCCGCUUCACCGAGGAGGACAAGAAGGAGGCGCGCCCCCGCGACUUCUCCAACUUCAAGUUCGACGCUAUCCUCUACUUCGCCGAGUCCUACGAUCAGAUGACCGACUACCAGAUCAUCUCCGAUCUGCUGAACUCCGACAACGGCCAGCUCCUCACCCGCGCCAAGAAGGACCAGGACCACAUCCCUAUCUACUUCUCCCAAGGUGAUCUUCUCUGCCCUACCGAGCACAAGGGCCCCCCGCGUCUCCACCUCGGCGCUAUCCGUCUCGCCGUCGAAGCCCACUACAAGGCCGUCUCCGGCAAGGAACUCGAGCGUACCCUCUACGGUAAGCCCGAGCGUGCCACCUACAUCUACGCCGACGAGGUCCUCGCCGCCUGGAUGGAGGAGCUCUACGGCGAGAAGCGCCUGCCCAAGAACAUCUACAUGGUCGGCGACAACCCCGCCUCCGACAUCAUCGGUGGUAACAUGUACGGCUGGAACACUUGCCUCGUCCGCACCGGUGUCUUCCAGGGCGGCGAGAACGACGAGCAGAACCCCGCCAACUUUGGAGUUUUCCCCCACGUUCUCGAUGCCGUCAAGGCUGCUCUUGCCAAGGAGCUUGGCCCCGACUUCAAGCUCAAGUGGGAUCCCAAGGGCGCUGCCUCCGGCGGCUCGGCGAUCGAGUAA